Messenger RNA from Puccinia graminis f. sp. tritici CRL 75-36-700-3, 1341 nucleotides. RefSeq lists its product as uncharacterized. The record is from RefSeq and is a predicted model, not a curated record. Bases 1 to 1341 code for a protein of 446 amino acids. The transcript is spliced from 2 exons. NCBI's taxonomy places the organism in Eukaryota, Fungi, Basidiomycota, Pucciniomycetes, Pucciniales, Pucciniaceae.
AUGCUCAAAUCAACCAAACCCGAGUCAAUUCCACCCAAUGCUGAUCAAUUGAUCUCUCGUCAAAUAGAUUUGCUCGCCCAGUCCUUUAGAAGCUUUAAAUACAAGUAUGAUAUAUAUAGUAACCGGAGGCUUCGCUCCACAUCUACCGAACGAAUUGUGCCCAUCGACCAAGCGAGCUGCCAAUUAAUCCUCAGCCGACUGGAAUCUAGCCUUCUACCUUUGCUCGGCCAUCAAAUCAGCACUAUCUCAAGAAUCAUAAAUUCAUCCGACUUACGCAGAGGAGAUACAGCUUCGAAACUUGAACUAAUCACAGAGCUCCAGUUGGAGAUUGUUCAGUCUGUGGAGCAAAUUUUUUUUUGCGCUCCUCACCGACAACUAUUUUACCUUUCAUCCCAAACCGAUGACAAUCAUUUGCGAAAUUUGAAAAGCUUUCGGCUUCCAAAGCUGCUGCUCAAACUCGGCUUCUUGAUUCAUGAACUAAGCUUCCUGUUUGACGGUUUCGCCGAUCUCAUUCGAGAAUUGAAGCUCUCGCAAAAGAAGUAUCGUCGGAAGGCUCGUAAAUCCAACACCAGAGGAAAAGUGGCCGAAUAUACAACUGACACAGCGGAAGCAAUCGAGUGUCUGAUCAAAUCGAUAAAAGGACAUGAAUUGAGUAACAUCCAGGAGGAGUGGGACGUCGAACUCACUGAUAUGGACGAAGUCCUCGCCGGGGUAACCAAGCUCCUCAAUCCAACUGCCGACUCAGACGAACACGAGGAAGUCGAGGAUGAAGGCGAAUUUCAAGAAGACGAAGACGUCGAGGAUGAAGGUGAAGAGGAAGAGGAAGAGGAAGACGAGGAUGGAGAUGAGAAUGGCGAAGAAGACGAUGAGUCCCAGAUCGAAGCUCCUAACGAGGCCUUCUUACAACUCGCUCGAUCUACGGUACCCAUGAUCAAAUUAUCCAGACUGUUUUUCAGAAAAUUAACUUCAAGCAGAAUCGACAAAAGUCCCUCGGAACCCUUUACAGAAAUGAGUACCAGUCAGCUCGAGACAUUGACUGGAGCAGCUGGGGAUAUCGAUGGCGAGCUCUCAAGAAUCUUGAAAACUUUAAGUAAGGCUGAGGAGACUGACGAAGCACAUACUGCUCGCGCUCUCUUAGCAUCAGUCAAGAAAAUUUCUAAGUUUUUUCAAUCCUCCAUGCUCCUUUUGACUCUUUAUGUUCUACCUCUAGUCCCUCAAGUUGAUGGUAACCCCAACUCCUCCCAAACUAACCUCAAGACUUGGUUGAUUACUUGGAAUAACCUAUUCAUCUCCGCCACUGAAACCUUUAUCAGUGCUACUCAUACUUUCCAAAUGGCCUGA